Molecule: messenger RNA, 5508 nt
Organism: Lagopus muta (rock ptarmigan)
Lineage: Eukaryota; Metazoa; Chordata; Aves; Galliformes; Phasianidae
Gene: TBC1D14
Product: TBC1 domain family member 14
Exons: 14
Coding region: 194-2329 (711 amino acids)
Source: RefSeq, a predicted model, not a curated record
CGCGCCGUGCUCGCCGCGGGGGCGGGCGCCAUGGGAGGCCCUGCGCCGCGCUGGGAGGGAGCCCGGCGGGCGGGGGCCGCGCCGCCGCACCUCCGCUGAACCCUCCGCGCCUUCUCGGGGACCGGAGAGCGACAUGGACCCCCCGCCGCAGCCGUCUGCAGCCUCCUAGUCCCGGCGGCGGGGAGGGCUGGGCAUGGCCUGGCGUGAGCGGAGCGACGGAGCGCGGCGCUGCCCCGCAGUUACCACGUGGCCCAAUACACCUGAUGGAAACGUAUCCAACUCCUUGAAUGGUUUGAGCUUGAUGGGUGUUCUGAACACAAGAGCUGGCGGCAGCAUCCAGGGUCUUCAGAACUUGAAGUCCCCGAGAUCUCUCUCAUUGCCUGAGUAUGGGCCGGGUCAGCACUCAGGUGCUAUAGAAGAUUGUCAUAGCCUUAAAUCAGUGGAUUCUGGCAUCCCAAUCCUAGAAGUAGGAAAUCCAGAGCCCGUUCACUGCAAUGUGCUAACUGCGAAGAGGAAGCAGUCAGAACCUGAAAUUGUGCCUGACAGAACUUUCCAGAGCGCGUGCACACUGCCAUCCUGUGUGCCUGCACGCCCUCUGGCUCCUGAGCACGACCACGCAGUGCGAAAAUCCUCUACUUUUCCAAGAACUGGGUAUGACACUGUCAAGCUUUACAGUCCGACUUCAAAAACUCUGAAUCGAAGUGAUGAUAUCUCUGUCUGUAGUGUUUCUAGUCUCAGCACAGAACUGUCAACAACUUUAUCAGUCAGCAACGAGGACAUUUUGGACUUUGUGGUCACAAGCAGUUCAAGUGCAAUUGUGACUCUGGAGACUGAUGAAGCACACUUCUCAGAUGUCACCCUGAGUUCUACUAAGGAGAGCGGUGAUCAAAGUCAGCAGGACUGUUGUCAAGAGGCUGACGUGGACAGUAAACGAAAAAUAUUGGGACCUUUUACCAACUUCCUUGCCAGGAAUUUGUUUACCAGGAGGCAAAAUGCAAGAUUUGAAAAACAAAAUGAUGUGGGCUGGAAGUUGUUUGGAAAAGUACCCCUCAGAGAAAACUCACAGAAAGAUGCAAAAAAAAUACAAAAGGAAUAUGAAGAAAAAACUGGACGAGCUCACAGACCUCUCUCUCCUAAGCAGAAUGUGAGGAAGAAUCUUGAUUUUGAGCCACUCUCCACUACUGCACUUAUUUUAGAGGACAGACCAGCGAACCUCCCAGCAAAACCAGCAGAAGAAGCUCAGAAACACAGGCAGCAGUACGAAGAAAUGGUGGUUCAAGCAAAAAAAAGAGAGCUUAAAGAAGCCCAGAAGAGAAAGAAGCAACUGGAGGAACGUUGCAAGCUGGAAGAUAGCAUUGGCAAUGCUGUUUUAACUUGGAACAAUGAAAUCUUGCCCAACUGGGAAACUAUGUGUUGUUCCCGCAAAGUUCGAGAGUUAUGGUGGCAGGGCAUUCCACCGAGCGUGAGAGGCAAAGUCUGGAGCUUGGCAAUUGGCAACGAGUUAAACAUCACCCAUGAACUGUAUGAUAUUUGUCUGGCUCGUGCCAAAGAGAAAUGGCGAUCACGUAGCACGGUAGGGGCUGAGGUAGAAUGUGAAGAUGCUGGAUUUUCUACAGCUGACAGAGAAGCAAGUUUGGAGUUAAUAAAACUGGAUAUCUCAAGAACGUUUCCUAACCUCUGUAUAUUCCAACAGGGUGGUCCUUACCAUGACACAUUGCACAGUAUUUUAGGAGCCUAUACUUGUUACAGACCUGACGUAGGAUAUGUGCAGGGCAUGUCUUUCAUAGCAGCAGUACUGAUCUUAAACUUGGACACUGCAGAUGCCUUCAUUGCUUUUUCUAACCUUUUAAAUAAGCCCUGUCAAAUGGCGUUUUUCCGUGUGGACCAUGGCCUUAUGUUGACUUACUUUGCUGCAUUUGAGGUGUUCUUUGAAGAAAAUCUGCCAAAGCUAUUUGCUCACUUCAAAAAAAAUAACUUAACUCCAGAUAUCUAUCUUAUUGAUUGGAUAUUCACAUUGUACAGCAAGUCUUUGCCACUAGACUUGGCGUGUCGUAUCUGGGAUGUGUUCUGCCGUGAUGGAGAAGAGUUCUUAUUUCGUACAGCCCUGGGAAUAUUAAAACUUUUUGAAGAUAUUUUGACCAAAAUGGAUUUCAUUCAUAUAGCCCAGUUUUUAACAAAGCUACCAGAAGACUUACCUUCAGAAGAAUUCUUUACAUCUAUUGCUGCCAUUCAGAUGCAAAGUAGAAACAAAAAGUGGGCUCAGAUACUGGCUGCUCUGCAGAAGGAUAACCGGGAAAUGGAGAAAGGAAGUCCUUCACUUAAACAUUAGCUCUGGCUGCCUCCGGUGACACAGGAAAAGAUGUGAAGUGGCAAAAGUAUUUGAUAUGUAUGAGCCUGCAAAUCAAAGUUUUACUUCAGAUUCUGUUCAGUAGUAAGAUAGCCUUAAAGGGGAGAGAGGGGAGGAAAGAAAAAAAAUAAAAGGGAAGGAAACUGGGAGGUAAAACCUUUAUAAGUGAAACCAAGGCCUAGCCUUAAACUUCUCGUGGAGCAAGUGCUUGCUGUGGACAGCAGUACACAUUUGUAUGUUUGAUGAGGGCAAUUAAACCAAACUAUAUUAAGGUUUCUUUAUUAUUUCUCACUGAUGUUUUAUAAUGCUGGGCAUUCAGCAAUGUCAGUUGCUUUGAAAGCCAUUCCCUAGUUCUGUUCUUAGGCAGGAUAUACACUUCCCAUGCCCACUAGCUGGAUCUGGAUUUUAAAUAACUGGUGCUGGAAUUUAAAUGAUGUAAGGACCAUUCCUUUAGAAAUGCUUUUUGUUUUAUAGGCUGUGGGUCCCAUUUACCAAAGAAAUCACGUAGAUGUAGAACUACAUUCCAUCCUUUAAGAAAAAAAAGAGUCAAGGAAGCACACUUGGAAGAGAAAUCGCACUAGCAGUGUAAAACCAAUUAUUCUUUAAGAUGCCUUGGAAAUCCACGUUCCUGUCUGAGUAUAUACAGCAAAAGUUCCAUUAAUUUGGCUAGAUGGCAAACUCAGCAGGAGUGGGUAUAGUAUUAAGCUGGCAUUAUUUCCCAGCUGUACUCUUUCCCCCAUUUAAACCCAGGGUCACAUAGUACUAAAUGGAUGCUUCUGUGUCUCUUCUGGGGCAGUGCCAUUUCAGGGCACUCCCAGCUACUGACUUCUGUGCCAUCUGUCCAGUUGUGCUCAUAAAACUGGGCUGAGCAGAAGAAUUGAGAAAUGGUUAAAAGGAAUUUGUGCAGCUGUUUUAAACCCAGCUCUGCUCACUGGCAAAACUGAGGAGGAAGGGGGUAGGGUAGAAGUUACAUAAGCCUUCGUUGCUUCUGAAAAGAAAAGCCUGUGGGGAGCUCUUGAAGCUGCUGCUGCCACAGUGGAAAAGCAUGUGGAGUUGAAUUUGAUUAAGUAACGAGGGAAAGAAGUUUACUGGGAAAUAGGCCAGAGAAAUACUAUCAGGACGAGUUCAGGCUGUCAUUUCCUGGCAUUUUAUCCAGCCUCUAAUACGUGUGAGCAAGUUACAGAGAGCAGAUGGCCAUUGCUCAGUUGUUAUACAGGUUAGAUUCCCUCUGCAUUCAGAUGAAUGCUGAACUGUAAAGUACAGGUGCCUCUGAUUUACAAGAAUGGUGAUUGUAGAGUGUAAAAUCUGUUUAUAAAUAAUUAUUACCAUUGAAAAGGGAAACUAACUGAAACAAUAUUUGUUAACUCUAAGCAGGAAUUACUAAAUCCUUUAGCUAUAUGGCCAUAGGCUUCCCAGAGUUUUUUGUUCUGUUUUGUGCUCGGUUUUUGGCACUGACUGAUGUAAAAAAAAAAAGAUAAUAAUAGUUGCACACUGCUCAACUCAGCAUACAGUGUAAGGGCUGUGGGACACAAUCAAUUUAUUACAGACACUGUUUCUACAAGUGAUACUUUGACUGUAAUUUUAAAAAGAGGGAAAGGAAGAUUUCUUGGUAAGUCUUUUGAGACUCAUAAUCACUUUGGAAUAUAUGUAAUGCAGAUGCAGCUUAGAAGUCUGUUACCUCAUUGGCCUUUUUUCCUGUCCACUUUGUGUACCUGGCAUAAUAGAUGUGGUUUUUUUGGUUGCCCACCUGAAUUUCUCCAGAAGACUUCUUUAGGUCAUUGCUUACUGAAAACAGACAUCGGGAUGCUGACAUUGAGAACAUACUAAUUCUCCCAGGAGUUGUGUAUCUGUAUAGACUGGUACUUGUAUGCCACGUUGCUUUGAAGUGCAAUAGAAAGCUGGAAGGUCAGUAAGUACUUUUUCUAGUACAAUAGCAAAUCUGCCUUUUCAUGACGGGCAUGAGAGGCCUAACAUCUGCAACAUUUGCACUAAGCUUUUAAAUGAUUUAUUAAACACACAGACAACUCUCCCUGCUAUACUUUGUGGGUGGUACCAUAGCUGGCUUUGUGAGUUUAGUCUGCGUUGUAACUGGGUGCAUAUUUCUGUUCAAAGCAAGUUGUCAGUGUGGCUCACCUGUCUGGUUGGAAUGCGUUCUUGAGCCACUGGGUGUUUGUCUCAGCCAUCUGCAGCCUGUUUUCUUCUCAAAAACAUGUUGAAUGUAACAGUGAAAAUAGGCAUAGUUGUGAGAAAAGGCCUGCUGCAACACUUGUGCACUGUUUGUAACUUGCAAAUGUAAUUAUUUUGGUCUGUGAUUCAAUCUUUCUGUUCUUAGGAGAUGUAUAUAUUUUCUAGAUGAUUUCUUUGUGUAUAUAAGGUAUGUUCUUUAAUGAAGAAAAGCAAUGCAAUAAGGAGGAGCUUUGCACAGUUUAUUUUCAAACAAAAUGCAUUUGGAAAAACAAUGACCUGCCUAAAGAUGCAAUUGUUCCAACUUCUCAGUAACUUGAUUUGAAGAUAACACUUGAAUUUUGAUAUGAACAGAGAUGAGUCGUAGUGGUUUAGAAUAACUUGCCACCAAGCUUCCUAAGUUUCUUGCGGCGUACCAAAUCUCUUCAUUAUUAAGGAAGGUUCUGUAAUCAAUUCAGGGAUUGCAUAACAAAUUCUGAUAACGUUACUGUUCAGGUGCUCAAGGGUAUCUGUAACAUGGUGCAUGAGGUGUUCUCUCAUUGAAGUGUCCCCAUCUCAGCAGACCUUUUUUUUUCCACGGGUUUAAGGAAAAAAAAAAGCUGCAAUACACCGCAGGUUUGCCACUGUCUCAGUACAUACAGCAGACCAGAGAAACCAGAACAUUGCCACCAGGUUUGGAAUUUUGUACAACCCGCACUUUAUUGCAAAGCUGUUUUGCAACUGCCGUCAGCAAUCAGUCAUCAACAUGUUUCAUUCAGAAAUUCAGUUUCUUUCAGAAAGGUACCUUCUAACAGCUCAUUUUUGAAUGUUUUAAAAACUAGACACGUAGAGAACUGUUGAUACAUCCUUUGUACAUCAUGUUUAAAUUGUUUUUAUGUAGUUAUCUGUUGGUUUUGUUUAGAUAUGUGUAUCAAACUGGAACUUUUUCAACUGUAAAUAUAUGGUUUUAUUAAAUAAAGUCAUGUAAAGUUACCUUA